Liolophura sinensis is the source of this 5654-nucleotide messenger RNA. RefSeq names its product guanine nucleotide-binding protein G(o) subunit alpha-like. The transcript is spliced from 9 exons. The record is from RefSeq and is a predicted model, not a curated record. Gene Ontology annotation, molecular function: GTPase activity; guanyl nucleotide binding; G protein-coupled receptor binding. The coding region runs from base 203 to 1282 and encodes 359 amino acids. Gene Ontology annotation, biological process: adenylate cyclase-modulating G protein-coupled receptor signaling pathway. Gene Ontology annotation, cellular component: cytoplasm; heterotrimeric G-protein complex. NCBI's taxonomy places the organism in Eukaryota, Metazoa, Mollusca, Polyplacophora, Chitonida, Chitonidae.
UUUUCUGCGAACAAGUGUCAGUUCAAAAGUUAAAAGUUUUCUUUCCAAAAUGCACGAGAGGCUUGGCUUUGGAAGUGUACAACAACAACCAAAACUUGUAUGAUCAUUGAUUUGCCAAUUUUAAGUGACCAUUCAAAGAUUUCUUGAGGGUACAGGGUUUGCUGUUAUAUAGACACGCUAUGGCUGGCCAACCAACUGUAAUAUGGGGGCAUGUCUAAGUCUAGAUCAAGAGGAGCUUAAAGCCCGUGCCCAUAGCCAGGCCAUUGACAAACAAUUAAACAGCUGGGCCAAGGAAGAACAGAAUGUUAUCAAGCUAUUACUCCUCGGGGCGGGUGAGAGUGGGAAGAGCACUCUGGUCAAACAGAUGAAGAUCAUACACAGUGAUGGCUUCUCCCAUGAGGAACUCCUGUCUUUCAAGCCAGCUGUGUUGGAUAAUUUACUCAGUUCCAUGAAGUUUGUGCUGACAGGCAUGGGUUUGCUCAGGAUCAACUUGGAAAAUCAAAAAAACAAGGUGUAUGCCCAGAGGAUCCUCACCUGUAACUGUUGUUUUGACUCCAAUCAUGUUGUGUUCUUUGAGGUGGCUCAAGCACUCAAGUCGCUAUGGCAGGACAGGGGAGUCAGAAAAUCUGUAUCCCUAGGUUACGAAUAUGAACUUAAUGACUCUGCCAUAUAUUAUUUUGAGAACAUGGACAGGCUGUGCUCACCCAAGUUUGUUCCCACUGCGACUGACGUAUUAAGAGCAAGAGUGCGAACAACAGGGAUCAUAGAAACUUGCUUCAAAAUUAACACAGUGCUAUUCCGAAUGUUUGAUGUUGGAGGCCAAAGAUCUGAGAGACGGAAGUGGAUUCAGUGUUUUGAUGAUGUGCGAGCCAUACUGUUUGUGGUGUCACUUAGUUCCUACGAUAUGUCACUGUAUGAAGACCCCAGAGUGAAUCGACUUGAGGAGAGUCUUAAAUUGUUCAGGUCAAUCUGCAACAACAGGUUUUUUACAGAAACGUGUUUUAUAUUGUUUUUGAACAAAGUGGAUUUAUUUCGGGAUAAAAUCCUUCAUUCCAAACGACCAUUACGGAAAUAUUUCCAGGACUAUCCAGGUCCUGACAGUGACGUGGAUGCAGCUGCCCGCUACAUCCAGCAUCUGUUUAUGAUGCAGAACAACAACCCUUCCAAAGUGAUCUACCCUCAUUUCACUACAGCCACGGACACCAGUAAUAUACAGGUGGUAUUCCAGGUUGUCAUGCAUUCCAUAGUACGGGAAAACCUCAAAUCAUCGGCAUUAAUGUGAGCUGUUUGACGAAACAAAGUAAUGUGAUGUGUGUGACAGGUGAGACAAAGCAGUGUGCUUUGUAUGACGUGUGACAAAGUAAUGUGAUUUGUGUUACACAUGUGACAAAGUAAUGUGAUUUGUGUUACACAUGUGACAAAGUAAUGUGAUUUGUGUGACGUGAUCAACUGUGUCAUCACACAAUAUUGACCAGGAAUCCUUCACAUCCAUAAUCUGAUCAACCCCAUUAGCAUGUUCCAUUUCCUUGCGCAAAAUGGAUCAGUGUGGUCAUAUGCAACAUUCUUACUUCAUUCACAUUAAUACUCAUUCACUCAAAACAUUCACAUUAAUGUAGUUCAAUGGCAACCUGAAGUCAGUAUGUUGGAAAGCCUCAUUAAUAAACUGAUUUAUGGAUCUGUGAAGUAUAUGUUUAUACUGUGGACAGCAUAGUGUUAUUCGUUCACAGGUAAUUGGCCUAAAAUGAAUGAUCAAAGAAAAAGCUAAACUCACCUCCAAAUGUUACAAACAAAUGAAGAUGGAAAGUUUGUUGAAUUGUAGCGUAUUGUGUCCAGCUUGCUAUUGCUGAAAUCAUAUUUGUGUAAAGCUGUGUAAUUAUUUUCUGGAUAUUUUUGUACUUUAUAUAUUAGAUAUUGUUAGUGUGUUAGAGGUUGUAAAUAAGUGCAAGAAUUGUGCUCCUUUAAUACAAUCUGGGCUGUUUCUUUUUUCAAAUGCCAUAGCAAUAAAGUCUCUAUUAAUUUAUGACUUUAGGCAAUCAUUAUUUUGUUGAGCCAACGUUUUUUGAUGAAGUUUUGGAAUAUGUAACUAGGAUGUUUCUCAAAGCUUCUGUCCAAGUUUAAUCUCCUUUUUUUUUCUUUUUUUUUUACCUGAUAUGAACUGGAUAUUACAGUGAAUACUGGUUUGCUAUUUAAAUAAGACCUGAGGGUGCUUCAUUGCAGAUGAGAUUUUAUCUUUUGUUGGUAUUGUAUUGGUAGAAGUAAGUCUUAUACAUUUUAUUGUGACGUCUGUAUUUUGGAUAGAAAUUCAGUAAUGUGUAGGUGAAUGACAUUAAUGUAAAAACAUAAAUUGGCAAAAACAGGCAAGCCUAAUCUGUAUUUUGUGAAUUGCUAUUUUUACGUGAUUUCUUUUCUUGGGGUGGGUGGGGUUGAUGGAGGUAGGGGAUCAAAUAUUACCCUUUUAGUUGUCAGCAGUUGCUGAUUCCUAAGUUUGAAAGUUUUUUUCUGAUAGUGCUGUCACAUUUUGGUGCUAUUGGAGAACCAUACUUUACAAUCAUUCAAAUGUUAUUGUAUCACGCUUUUACAGAAUCUCAUGUCUAGAACAUACCUUUUCUGUUAUGACUGUAUAUCGUCACAUCCUUGUUUUAUUGCGCGACUUUAUACCUUAUCUACUUUUGUACAUUUGUACAUUUUCAUUCCUCUUUGCUUAAAAUCACUGUUACUAUGCUACAGUUUAUCUCCAGGGUCCAAAAGAGAGCUUGUGUUCACAUAUUUUUGAUAAUGGAAUACAUUGUUGCCUAAAUUGUAUGGCAUGUAAAAAUAAUCAUUAGGUAUUAUUAAUUUACCUUGCUUCAUGAACACCAUGUGUACAUAAUAAUACGUACUUUGUAUCAGAAGUACAUUAUCAUUUUGAUAAACAUGUAUCAUAUCAAGUCCGUCCAUACACUUCAAGUAGUAAUCCUGGUUAUUGAUCUCGUUUAUUUGUAACACAAUUUACAUAAAUAUUUCCAUUUGUCAGAGAUUGGGCAACAGUCUGAUAUUUCAUAUUCAAAUUCAGCGAACACAUUUUGGAAUCAUUCUGUAUAAGGAAAAUGUUGAAGUAUUGUUCAUGUUACAUGUGUGAUCAUAUAUGACCUGUGUGAUCUUAUAUGACUCUGAGUUGCUCUUAUAAUGGGAAGUAAAUCCAGGGUAUCCUGAAAUAGGACCAUUCACAGCAUUGAACAGUUUAUCGCUGCAUGUUUUUGUUAAGCUAAAAUUCACAUGAUAUAUUUUGUGAAACUUUUUUCUUUAUCCUUAUUAAAUCUUGAUAUAUUUGCAUGAUCAUUGAUCAAUCUACUGUUAAGGUUGGAAAACCUGUCAAAGUACUUCUGCUUAGAUACUGGCACUGCUGAGAGAAAAACAUUCAUUUUGGCCUCAUGUUUGAGGUAAACCUUUGUUUGAAGAUAUGACUUUGAUAGUGACAAACGAUAACCAUUCUACAGAUAUGAGAUCAUUGUUUGUACUUUUGAAUUCGGAAGUGUCAAAUCAAGCUAUAAUGGUGCAAUACAUCAUUAAUUUAUUCCUGACAACUGUGCAAGCAACUAGGUAUUCAGUUCAUUUUGUUGCUUGGUCAUUGCCCCAUGUGUAUUAGUCUGUCCAUGUUAGCCCAUACAAAUCUCUUGCCAAGCUCUCGACAUGAAAGUACAUGUUAAAGGUUAUAUGAUAUGCUUGGUUCUAUCGUAAUAUGGAUUGUGUGACAUGGUCCAACAUAUAGUACAAAAGCAUAAAACAGCGUCGUAGCUUUCUUCUUGGGGCGUAAAAUUGGCUUUAAACUUCAGGUUUUCUAAGACUCCAGUGUUCAGUCUGGUAUUAAGUAGCCCACUGUGGUGACGUCAACGAAGACAGCUGUCAAAACAACUUUGUUAGGAAGAGAGCCGCAACUGGGCUACAUUCUUUAUUCUCCUUAACACCACACUCUUCAUUAUAUAGUAUUUUUUCAUGUGUCCUUUAAUCUCCAUUCUCUUUACCAAAAAUCUAAAAGUCCAAAUUUCCAUGUGUUUUCACCACAAUAGUGCAGACAUUGGACAUUUGCAGACAUGAUUUUCAUCCAGUCUGCUCUGAUCUAAUCAGAUGUGUAUUAUGGUGUUCGGAUAGUCCUGUUAACAAAGCUGUUAAGUAUAUACAAGCUAUGUAAAGUUAUUUUCUGUUCAUUUAACUGUAAAGAAGAUUACAUUGAAACUAUAAUAAAAUACUACACUAAAAUGCGUGAGUGCUUGGGGUUUAACGUCAUACUCAAUUUUUCAGUCAUAUGUCGAAUUAAUCAUUAUGGUGUAUGUAAUGUGCCUCCUUGUCGCAGGACGGAUUUCCACCGCUCUUUUAUCUAGUGCUGCUUCACUGAGACGACUAACCGAAGGCAUGUAAGCCGCCCCUCCCGAGCCUUAUAUUAUUAUACUGAUAUGGGUCAACCAGUCGUUGCACUAUCCCGUUCAUGCUGAACACCAAGCGAGGAAGUUACAAUUUCCUCUUAUAAAAGUCUUAGACUCGACCAAGGAUUGAUCCUGGAUCUACCGCUCCGGAAGCAGACGCUCUACCAACUAUACUAUGCGGGCUGGUACACUAAAAUGAAACCAAGUAUGUUUAUUGUUAAGUUUUUACUGAUUGUAUACAGGUGCAACAUAUCUUCAUGACCUUAUCUUCUAAAUACCAAAUGUGCACUGAUUAUAAGCACAUUACUGGUAAGGACAGCAUUUUUUAGUCUUUACUCUUUUUAAUUUUUUACUCAUUUUUUGUAUUUUUGCAAGAUGUUUAUUCAUGCAUAUUAUAAUGUCAUUAUUCUGUGUAGACUCAUGGAAUUAUGAUGUAUGAUUAGCCUUGAACUUAGCCACCCAAUCAAUGCAGAUUAGGAAUUGGAGUAGAUACCUGGUAGUCUACAUGUCCAGUCUCCUGAAUGAGGUACACUGUACAUGUACAAGAUCUUUUCACAUAAACUUUUUCAAAAAGUAUGACCAUUUUGUGACUCAAGUUUUUUUUAUAAAUUUAAAGAAAUGCAUAUCAAUAUUCGUCAUAUUUUUAAGAAAUAAAAGUGCUGUACUUGUAAGAUGUACGCUCAAAGGGUUAAUAGGAGAAACUUAUUCAUUUUGUUUUUCUGUACAGAGACAAUUCAAAGGAAGAAAAAAACAUGACUAUGAACAUCUGAAGUAUGAGGUAGUAAUUCUGGUUGUAAGUUAAGAAGGCUUUAUACUACGAGCGAUUGGUAAAAAUUGUGCCACUAAUUAGCCAGGGUUUUGUAUAUAUGCCUCAAGGUACAUGUACAUGUAAAAGUAAGCUAAACUAUGAAGUAAGGUUCAUCAUACAGACAACUGAAAACUAUCUGUAAAAAUACUUUCAUUUAUCUUUUUCAGAUUUCAGUGGUGAAAACUAUAAAACUAUUUGAAUACCAUGGUGGGCUUUAUGAGCCAUACUGAUGGUAUCCAGGAACGCUGACGUCAUACCACCAUUUUUUUCCUGAUGUUCACCAUAAAGUUUUUGGAGCAUUAUUUCAGUAAUCUUUUACUCAUGGGUAAUAAGAGUUAUUCCUACAUUCAGUGUCAUGAUUAGAUUUGGGCAACCUCAUGUGAUGUCAGAGUUCCUAAACUCUGAUGGUAUGGUCAGUAAAACCCAUGUUAGAAUUCUAAAGUUUG